This is a messenger RNA of Toxorhynchites rutilus septentrionalis, 5531 nucleotides long. RefSeq lists its product as uncharacterized. The coding region runs from base 214 to 5301 and encodes 1695 amino acids. The record is from RefSeq and is a predicted model, not a curated record. NCBI's taxonomy places the organism in Eukaryota, Metazoa, Arthropoda, Insecta, Diptera, Culicidae. The transcript is spliced from 6 exons.
CCUCCGAAUACAAUGUGAAAAUAAAUUUUCAACAGGCCACACAUUGCAUCCUUGAGUGACCGGGAAAACCAAAUUUAAUAUUUGAACGAAGUAGCUUAUCAGUACGAUCGCGAUAACAUUCGUUAAGAUUUGCAAUUAGCUAGCACACCCAUUAGUUUGGGAUGUCUGACUAGUAGAGAGUGAAUUCACAUGCAGAAACGUUGAUUGCGUUACAUGGAGGAAAGUGAACCUUAUGACAUGGAUGGUGAAGUGAACAGCGAAAUCAACAAAGGCGUUGAUGCCAUCGAGAAAAUAACACCAGGAGUAGACGAGGAUGUGGAUUUGGACGUGAUUGACUGCUAUACGGACGAUUUUGAUAGCGACAUGGAGGGUGAUUUCUGCCGGAAGGAAACGCAAAGAUUGGCAGGUAAUAUGAAAAGAACAGCGGAGGGUGGGUCUGAUGGAACCAAGGAAAUGUUGAGUAAUCGAAAAAGUGAUGAUAGUGAUGAAACCUCGAAAGUGGUUACUCCAUCAUCGCAUCUAAAUAAAAACAAACCGAAAAUUAACGUUGAUGACGAUGAAAAUGCCUCAAAACCUGACGAGAGACUAUCGUAUGAUAAUAAAAAUCCAACAUCGGUGGUACCAGGCGAAGUAUUUGAUGACGAAGAUAUGAUACAGAUCGAUCACAACGAUAUUCUUCCGAGGGAUGGAGCUAACAAUUGUGGAAUUGAUCAACCAGAGAUUUCCCCCAACGCUGAAGACGAAUUGAAACAAAAACGUAUCCUUAGCGGACCGUUGAUUAAGCAAAUGGUCAUCCCGGAGAUAGAGACCCCGGAUUGUAACGACGAAAAGACGGACGUGGAAAGCCAAGAGUCGAUGAGUUUACUGAUUGAUAAUGUUGGAAAAUCAUCGGACCCCUCGAACGAUGUAUCGGAACUAAAGAGCAGUGAAAGUGACGUUGAAAAUAUUACAAAUGACGGCUGUCAGCAAGAAGAUCCAGAGGUUCUACAGCUGAAACUGGAUCUUUAUCAGAACAUAGGAGCAAUGGAUUAUGAGGCACACCAUGAAGCCCGAAGUGACACCAGCAAGGAACAGAAAACAGACGAGGAAGAUAAAGCGCGUGAUUCACAGGAUACAAUUUUCAUUAAGCAAGAAAAAAUCACUCCAGUUAAAGAUCGUCUUGGAGGAAACGAUAUAGAUGAAAAGCAUAUUCCUACAAUUGAUUUAACAUUGUCUGAUGAGGAAGACGCAUCAUCGGCGGAAGAGCUUCCCGAAAAUGUUGGGAACAAAGAAAUUGAAUGCCGAACUGAGCAGAAAAACUUGAAAAUGAAAAAAACAGCAUACAAUGACACUGAUUCUAAGAAGCAGAGCGUAGCCCCUUCACCCGGAGGUGUGACCUGUGUGGAAUCAACAGUAUCGCGCAAGAGAAAAGAUUCAGAUGCUUGCUCAUCGGCUUCUAUGGAUGACCUUUUGUACGAUACGUUUUAUGGCGAUCGCGUUCUGUCGUUACGCAAGAGAAAUGUAACUAUUCUUCCGGAAGCAGUGCUUUCAAUUGCGACUAGGAAAAUGAAACCAAGGAGAUGUUCCAUAGACGAUCAGAUUUGGUUUAAGAGAAGCGCGAAGAAGAAGAAGGAGGAUCCUUUGAUGAAAGGUUACAAGCGACGUAGGUCUACUUCCAAAUCGAUAUCGAAGUGCAGCGGUUUGAUUCCCGCGUUGUCAGCAGAACCUUCGAUUCCUAGUCCAAAAACAUCGCAUAUGAAUACCGUCAAUGAGAUGCCUAUCAUAAAAGUGUCCAUUCUAAACUCAAACAAAAUUCAAAUAGAUUCUAUUGAGAAACAUGAUGCGCAGGAAAAGCAGACAAAACAAUCAAUGCAAGUAGACGAGGAAGCGGUCGAGACAAUGACUUCGACAGACCUGAAGAAAAUUAUCGUGGAAGAAUUGAGUGUACCGAUUGUUGGAAACAAUGUGGAAGUGGUAACAGAACACAUUGCAGACAAUCCUGAAUGUUCAACCGACAUUGCGUUGGAAGACGUAUUGGAAUCCUUUUUUAUUAAAGAAGAAGCUUUGAAAGAACAUAUGAACACCGUUCUAACCCGUACCGUUUCAUCUGAUGAACAAAUUCUGAUGGACUCACUGUUCGCAGAUUGUGAAAAACAAGUCCACCAAGCUGGAGAUCUGGGUGUUAUCCUGGAUGAUGGGAAGCCGCUGAUCGAGCAGCAAGAAUUGUUGCCCGAAGGCGAGUCUCAUACCAUCUGUUACAUUAUUCAGGAAGGUGAGGGUAGUCCAGCUAUGUCAGUUCAAUAUUCAGAUCAGUCCACGAUCACGCGGUCGGACAUUUCGCCUCGUUUGGCGAAAAUAAAAGGUCCCCAUAUAAACAUUAUCCAGAACUAUCAAAAAUAUCCGUUUCAACCUAAAGUUUCUAAAAGACGUGGGACAUUGCGGAAGGUAAUCGGGCGGGUUCCUCCUGUUAAGGCGAGAAAGAAACGUCCCGAUUCCGAUGAAGAGUAUUUCCCCACAAACUACCUUAGAUCACGUCGUAUUACUAGACCACUCACCAGAAACAUAACUGUAUCAACAACUAAUUUCGUACCAACAGGUGCGCAACGGGUAACUGACUCAGCGAAUAUAGAAUCGACUGGUAGAGAAGGAAAUGAGGGGAGCGCAUUAUACAGCUGCAUAGAUAUGCCGACGUUGGAAGAUGAUCUGGCACUGACCAGUUCCGGCAGCAGCUUUACGACAGUUCUGACAAAUAUGAAUGAUGAAACAUCGUCCAAAACAUCAGAUCAACAGGGGGACAAACAAGGAGUGGUAGUGGAGGCCCCUAGAGUUUCCGAAGGCACAACAACAAAAGCAGCCCCGAACGAAAAACCUGGAUCGCAGCUGGCAGUGACCGUUCCCAAACGACGAGGACGACGCCCUAAGCAACCUGAUCCAGAAAUCUUCAUAUGUUCUCCGGUGGGAAGUAAGUCAUCAAUUACAACACCAUCGCACAACAGAAAGAGAGGUGCAGCAAAGAAAGCCCCUAUCAGACGAAACAACAAACGAAUUUUCAGCGCCAGCGAAGAGGAUUCGCCGGCAUACAGUAGAUACGGUAGAAGCGAAGACGACUCCGAUACGCCAUCAAGUGUUACAGCUUCGCAUGUGACAUCGAACGAGCAAUUGAUACAUGAAGCUGACAACCCGAAGCAGGCAUCAGACAUCAACAAAAUGAGCAAUUUGCAGGUCAUAAUUUCCCCGCUCACGGAUGAUAAAAUUCGCCGAAUCAAUUCCCCUAAAAAGAUAAAAAAUGCAAUGACCAAAGCUUCUCAAACGGAGAUAUGUGGGUUAACUUGGUCUGUAGACUUCGAUCAGAUCGAUUUUUGCUCGGAUCAUUUCGAGAAGCUACGAGUUCUGCUGAACAGCGGGACGGCUGGCAACGUUCUGCAGAGAGCCGGUAGCGUAGAUUUUCUGCGGAAGUCGGUGGGUAAAAAAUCUGCCACGGUGACUACUUCGACUGCUCAAAAAUUCGAAGGGAUAGAGUUGCCCAGCCGAGCGAAGAUACAUCACUCUUUGGGUUCGCACCAUGGAUCGCAUCCGCUGGAAAAACGUGUGGCUGCAAGCGGCGGUGACAACUGUCGAACCCAAGCCGAGGAGUUCCUCUUCCAGCGUGAUAAAGAUGAAACUGAAAUUGUUACUAGAUAUACCGAUGAUCAAUACGCUCGUGAACGUAUGCUACAAGCGACCAAAGAUUUGCGAACCAAUUUCCGUGUACCAAAAAUUUCCAAAGCGAGGUCCUCAUCACCACAAGCAGUGACGUCUUCUACGUCGAAUGCGUCAGUCUCAAAAAUCAAAGAUGAUGAGCAGAACAUCGUUGCAGGGUCGUCGCGCUGUAGCAAUUAUACACCUCCAAACGUUUCCAGAAGUGUUGAGAAGGUUAACGAGGGUCAGGGAUUAGCGGGUUCUAAUGGUUCCACCCGUCCAUCCAUCAAUGAAUACAUUGAUGAUGGAAAUGAGCUAUCCAACUCUAUGGUCCAAAAUUAUACUGGGUCCGCAGGCUCGGUGAAUUUUGCAAAUGCAAUUAAUCUGAAUUAUACCGCUUCAUUCAAAAAGAAAUCCGAGCAAGCAGCGAGUUCGGAUCAAAACGGAAAUACGCCGGCUCCGGUGCCAUUGUCACUGGGUGGUCUGUCAGGCCUACCGGAUAGAUCGGAAAUGAUGAGAGUUAAACGAACCAUAAAAAAUGACAUGCCUGAACCACAAUCAUCACUCCCCAUUCCUACGCCGCCACUUUCUGGCUUUUCCUCUUUCGGGGCAUGUGGCGCUUUUCCUUUUAAUCGCUCUUACCCGAACUAUUCGGAUAUGAACAUGAUGAAACCGGUCACAUACAAUGGAGGAAUGGACAUGUUCGGCACAAGCCUUCCCGGUCCAUCUAAUGGAAUGAAUGAACUCCUCGCCGUAGUAUGGGAACAUAUGAAGCAACAGCAGAAUCCACAAUUUGUUCAGCCAUCAAUACCGGCUGCCAUCCACCCAGCUCAACCGACAGCAUUCGGUCAAAUGUUUUCCCAAAUGAGGAAUACUAUGGCACCCGCGGAGGCUCCGCGGUUGGGCGAACGAAACGAAGAGAUGGAAAUGAUUGGUCAUCUGUUCGGCUGUUACAGCUUCCUUACCGACGGGUGCUACAAAGCUCACUGUCGAUAUGCACACGUUUUGCCAAAAGAGGAGGAAGUGUUCCAGAAGCUGCUGUGUCAAAAUCGUGAUUUCAUCGUGAAAAGCUAUCGUUUCGUUGCCAGUCGAGAUGAUUUGUUCGUGAAAUAUUUUCCGAUCUACACGCGGGUGAUGGGCCGCAAUCACUUGCGCCACCAGCUGGUUUCCACCAUAACCGAUUGCGAGCAAUCGAGACGUCCACUGCAUUACUACCGUUUCGUCGCAGAAGGAUUGAAAAUUAGCGGAACGAGCCCGGUUGAAGCCGUCCAAAUUAUUCUCGACAAGCACACGAAGAAGAACUUUCAUCAGAUUAGUGUUCUAGUCGAACUAAUCCUCGAAACGGGCAACGGAAUUCCAACGUUCCUUCGUUGGCUGGAAGAGUUCCUGAACGUCAAAGGCUAUCGCUACGAAAUCGCGUCCAUCAAUCGGUUACUUGAUUAUUUUAUCAUUUCAGACAGACCGUUGAGGGAGAUGGUCAAAUUUUUAUCACAGCUUGUUCUUAGAGUGACGGUCGGAGAGGAGUCCACCAUAAAUGUGAGAGUUUUAUUGGAGUUCGUCAAGAAAAUAGGACAGGAUCCUGAUACGGCACUGGAUGUCGAGGCGAUCGUCCAGAAGUACGCCAAUGUGGUGGUGGUAGGUUAGUAGCUUGGAAGGCGUUCAAAAUUCCUCCUAGAAGGCGGAAAGUGAAUUGUUUGAGUUCAUUGAAAGACAUGAGGUUCGGUUUUGAUUUUGUUCUGUUUAUUUUGUUUUUGUUACACUUGACACGAAGUCAACGUUACUUUUAUAGUAAGUAUUUCAUACAAACUAGAACUUCCACUGUUAUCUAACGUUGAUAAGAUAUCGAAUAAAGGCUGGAAUGCAAAUACUUUGGA